Molecule: messenger RNA, 936 nt
Organism: Parastagonospora nodorum SN15
Lineage: Eukaryota; Fungi; Ascomycota; Dothideomycetes; Pleosporales; Phaeosphaeriaceae
Exons: 3
Coding region: 87-542 (151 amino acids)
Source: RefSeq, a predicted model, not a curated record
GAUUUCUUCUUUGUACUUCUCACGACCUUCUCGGACAAGCGACUUGUUUACAUUUUAAAACUGCGACGAAGAACAAUAAUAUCAACAUGGCUCUCGCGCAACGUCUGCAAAAAGAACUCAUGGACCUAAUGCUCCACCCCACACCCGGCAUCUCCGCCUUCCCGUCGGACGAGAACAUGUUGCUCUGGACCGCCACCAUCGACGGCCCCUCCUCCACCCCCUACGAAUCGCUCGUCCUAAAACUCACCUUCGAUUUCCCCACGAACUACCCGUACGCGCCGCCAACCGUGCUCUUCAAGACGCCCAUAUACCACCCCAACGUUGACUUUUCGGGCCGCAUCUGCCUGGACAUACUCAAGGAUAAGUGGAGCGCGGUGUACAAUGUGGGCACGGUGUUGUUGAGCUUGCAGAGUUUGCUUGGGGAGCCGAAUAAUUCGAGUCCAUUGAAUGGGCAGGCGGCGGAGCUGUGGGAGAAGGAUAUGGAGGAGUACAAGCGAUUGGUGCUGGCGAGGCACAAGACGCCUGAGGAGCUGGACGCUUGAGCGCUGCUGCGGGUCCUGGUGAUGGGCUACAGUGACGGCUGUGUGGGUGCCCCGUAGGCAACUUCACGGCGUCCGUCACACUGUCAAGCCUGGUCGCCCCAUGCCGUCUUUUGGGGCUGAUUCACUUCAGCACUGUCCACUGGUUCGAUCGCUGGAGCAAGCGCGGCUGUUGUCUUCGCCAACCCUUGACGCCUUUGGACGGCGAUGCAGCCAGGUCUGAGAUUCGUUAUUCAUUGAGCGCUUGGUUUCUCCUUCUGUUUCAUUCACCCUGGCGCUGUGUGGCAUAUGCAUAGCGACGGAGUUCAAAGUCUUGGUUAGCAAACACAUCAGGCGCACGACGCGCUUCGACGUAGGUCGUGCAUCUAUCAGCUUACCUUUGGCCUGCUCGCAAACA